UCUCUCUCUCUCUCUCUCUCUCUCUCUCUCUCUCUAUCUCUAUCUCGCUCCCUAUCUUUCGUACAAAACACCAUUCGGAUUGCAACUAUUUUGAAUUUAAAUACGAUCCGUGCUAAGCCGUGUGUGUGCGUUUUCAUAGUUGGCAUUGAAUUGUAAUUUUGUGUAUGUGAUUUGGAUGGGCUUUGAUUUCAUGUGAUUGAUAAUAUCGACAAAUCAAAGCUAAUUGAGUGAUGAUUACCGUGGUCUUUAAAUCAGUCAGGAUAACAAAUUGUGAAUGUAUUAAAUGAAAUUUUGUGAUAAAUAAACAUCAAAUUAGAGGGCAUUUGUUUUAUUGAUUUGUACAUUGGAUUUUAUGUCGUUUCGUAGUUUCUCUUUCUCCCUCUCGUUCUGUGCCUCAUUUUUUAUUCGUCCACUUUGAAGCGUAGUUUUUAAAUUAUCCUCUCAUAAAUUAUGCACAAACUUUGCUCAAUUUGUCGUUCAAUAGACGUGUUGACGUGAGUGUAAUGAUAUUGUCGCAACACGCAUUGAAUCAUUAAUUAUUGCGGUGGAUAAAAAUGUCGGGUGUGCAAAUAUCUUGAACGAAACAAAAGCAUACACACACACACACACAAUACCGUUUGAUUAGUUUGCGCUUCAUUUUCAAAAUUGAAUGCAAACAGAUAAGACAUGAUAAGAUAAGCAUUUUGUGAAUUUGUUGCGUUUUAAUGACUUUUGCGCUUGUCUCGAUUCGAAAGCCAUUGAAAGCGAAAAAAAAAACGUACAAACAUCGCAUCAUCUGAUAAUUGAUUUCCAGUUAACAUAUCUGUCAUUCAAACGGCUAUAGUGUCGAUCCAAUAUAUACUUGUGUAUUUCCACGUCCAAUACAUUAUAUUAAUUUCUGUGUGAAUUUUAGUCGAUUUUGAUCGAAUCCCUUGUGAGACACUUUUCUAUUUACCAUAGUGACUAGAUUUAUGAUUAACUAAGUGUGAUUAAUAGUCAACUGAUUUGGGACAUUUUGACUAGAGAUUUUGUGCGUAAUUUAACUGGAAUUUCAAUCAAUAUACAGCUGACUACAUUUAACUGACUAAACCGGCCAAUUUGAUUAAAAUGAUUUAACGUUUUUCUUUUAAAUGGAACAAAAUUUCAAUUAUAGUUCGUAGGAAAAAAAAAAUCCAGCCUGAAUGUCUCAAAACAGGCGUUGAUAUUUUUGCACAAGGUAUCAUCAAUAUUGGAUUUGUAUAGAACUUUGGACUGCUUUCAAUUUACACAUUGAAUUUUAUUGUAUUCCGAUGUGAGUGUUGUCGAACAACCAGAUUGCAUAAAAAUAAACAAUUUCCGUCAAGUUAACUGAACUGUGUGCACUUUAACAAAGUGGAUAACGAAAAAGUGCGCAAAUAUUUUGCUACCAACAAAGAAGCUGCUGUUACCGCUGUUGGUUAUUUAUACUCUUUAAUUGUAUUUUUAUGUCUGCUGCGGCGGCGGUGGUGGCGGCCACAACAGCAACGUGUUCAUAUACAGUCAUUAAAUCGACAACGUCAAUUAAUAGGGUUUGAGUUGCAUGGCGACAAUUUGAAUCAUUGAAAACAACUUCAAUAAAAUUGACACGGUGUUAGACCGUGCUUUGAUAACGUGCAACAAAGUAUCAUACAUACACACAAAAACCGCUGGAACUGAAAGGGUUAAGGCAUCGGCUGUUGUUGUGUAUUCGGUUUGAAUUUUUUUACUUUCUACAUCAAGCAAAAAGUGGAGCGUAAAUGUGAAAAUCAGAGAAAUGCGAAUAAAAACCUUCUCAAUAGUAUUCGGCUGUGUCGUGAUCACCAGUUAUGUAUUUGUUAUGAUAAGUUCGACCCGAGAGCAAAAUGAUUCAAUUAAAACGAUUGUAACACAAACUCAUCAGCACUUCAAGGAAUUACAGGAGAACUUAGUAUCGAAUAAAAAAAUAUUGGAAAUCGAUCCCAAGUAUCUGAUUGUAUUAGGAUUCGCAGCCCCUGCAGCAGGAGCAUCAUCUUCAUCAUCAUCAUCAUCAUCAUCAUCGUCGUCAUCAACACCACUGUUGUCAUCACCGUUGCCGAGACAAGCACCCUCAAAUCACAGCAAAUCCAAUUUCACCGUUGUCAGCUAUGUGCUCAAUGGGCAAGCAGCAUCCGCAAUAUCGCUCAUACAAAAUAUUGCCAGCAAACUUCCAAACGAAACGUUAAUAUUGUACGAUAUUGGAUUGUCAGACGAUGAUUCACGUGCACUGAACACAUAUUGCAACAAUACAAAAUGCACUGUGAUUGUAUACGAUUUAUCACAAUUUCCGGCUUAUGUGAGCGAUGAACGAAUGCAUGCAUUUCGGCCGCUUCUCAUCAAAGAUGCGCUCAAUCAUUCGAAAUCCGUUUUAUUCAUUGAAAAUAAUGUACGGAUACGCAGCUUAACCAAUGAACAUCGGGCCGAACUCUUCCGCCAUGUAAAUGGUAGCGGUGUCCUUGGAUGGACCACCAGAUUGGCUGUGUCAAGUCGAACACAUCCAAAAAUGUUUUCUUACUUUCAAACCGAUGCCGAAAAUUUCAUGUUUUUGCCAAUGGUUUCAAUGGAUGCCGUUCUAUUCAUCGACUCUGAAUUGGUCAACGAAAAGAUUCUGUUACCGUGGAUAAAAUGUACACUUACAUUAGAAUGUAUUCACCCGAUAGGUGCCCAAUCCGGUGGUUGCAGGUUUAAUAAAAAACCAUUAUAUAGAUACUCCGGCUGUCAUGCAUACGAUGUAUCUGCCUUCAAUAUAGUCCUCGGCCUUACGUGGAAUUUCGAUGAAACAAAAUACUCCUUACGUGGUGAAUCCAAUUUUUACUACUUAGAAACGCUCGAACAAGCAACUAAAAUCCUAGAGAACAAACGCAAGAAUAUCAGCGACACGUCUGAGCAUCUCUUUACAAAUGAUGACUAAGUGCGAUAAGAUCCACGACCACGCGUCUAAUCAGCUAGAUUAAACCGAACCGUGUAAUGUGAAUGCGAUGAUAUGUACGGAUUGUUACGUCAUUAAAAUUACAACACCAACAUGAACAAACAAAGAAAAAAAUUAAAGGAAACAAAACGUUCAACAACUAUGGAAACGUGCGGUUAAUGUUAAAGAUAAAAUGAAAAUGAGUGAUCAAAGUGCGUCAUCGACAAUAUAUUACUUAAGCUUUAAAAGAGGAGACGAAUUAGAAGAAGAAGAAGAAGAAGAAGAAGAGGAAUGAACAAAUCAAAUAGAUUAAAAUCAAACCAAUAAAUUAUGAUUUAAAGUCUUAGCGAAUACUUGACCGAUGCGUAUGUCCUUGAUUGAACUGCACGAAACGAAUGUCACAUGCUGUGUGACACAAUCACCGGAAUCUGAAUUUCCUGCGAUAAAAACAAAUCACAUAAACAAACACUUAGCAUUAGAAUGGGCAAUGAUAUGGCACAUUCAUGAACCAAAUAAAAAGAAAAGAGAAACAAACAAACAAUCGAUAAAUACAAACAAAAAGAAGCAACCAACACUGAACAGUAAUCAUUAACAAGUUUUGUCUUAUUUAGUUUAAUUUGUAAUGAUUCAUUUUGAUUUUUUUUUCUUUUUGAAGAAAUGCCGAUCUCUAUUUAUGAGCACAUUUAAUUUUUUUUAUUUUUUUUUUAGAUGUAUUUGUUAUAUUACAUUGAUUUUUUUUGUCUUGUGUAAAUUUUUGUAAAUAAACAAACAAGUGGUUAAUUUUUUUUACACGGUUAAAAUCGAAUUAAAAAAAAAGAAAGAAGAAAACAAAACUAAACGAACAAAACAUCUUGAGAUAGAAGAGAAGAGAACAACUUAUUCACUUAUGCAAAAUGAAAACAAAAAACCAAUGGAUUUAUUGUAAACAUAAUGAGAAAAAAAAAUACAUUAAUUGAAACAUGAACCAUUAGUCAUUUACGAUAAAAAAUAAAAUGGAAAUACUUAGACAUAAAUUUUAAAUUAAAUUCACUGGUUUAGUUUAGAGGCAAACAUUUAAAUUUAAUGGAUAAUUUCAAAAAAGGU
Sitodiplosis mosellana (orange wheat blossom midge) is the source of this 3982-nucleotide messenger RNA. RefSeq lists its product as uncharacterized. The record is from RefSeq and is a predicted model, not a curated record. The transcript is spliced from 4 exons. The coding region runs from base 1751 to 2902 and encodes 383 amino acids. NCBI's taxonomy places the organism in Eukaryota, Metazoa, Arthropoda, Insecta, Diptera, Cecidomyiidae.